Molecule: messenger RNA, 2171 nt
Organism: Orussus abietinus
Lineage: Eukaryota; Metazoa; Arthropoda; Insecta; Hymenoptera; Orussidae
Product: GATA zinc finger domain-containing protein 1
Exons: 4
Coding region: 180-923 (247 amino acids)
Biological process (GO): regulation of DNA-templated transcription; chromatin organization
Cellular component (GO): nucleus
Molecular function (GO): sequence-specific DNA binding; zinc ion binding
Source: RefSeq, a predicted model, not a curated record
AUCGAAGACCAUCUUGCCCUCUCUUCGAUGAACGUUAUUUUGAGGUUAGAGUCCACUACUAGUUAACAGUGACGGUGCUAGAUGGCACAUAACUAUCGAAAGCUGAUGCAGAUUCUAUGGAUGCGGGCCUCUUGGUAUCGUAGAUGGAAAUUGAGGACCGACGAAGAGGUUAGAAUCCGAUGCCUUUAGGGGUGAAGCCAGAGUGUGUAAAGUGCGGGGCUCGCGAAACCCCGCUGUGGCAUGCAACUGAGGCCGGUAACCUGUGCAAUCAAUGCCUUGAAGAUGAAAGAAAUACGAGCGAAAAUUCCUCUUCAAAGACCGAGGAGGAAGACAAAGCUGGAUCGUCCAAGCCUGCGAGGAAGAGCACCAGGGUCACGCGAUAUUGUAAGCCGAAGGCUAAUGCCCCUGUAAAAGCAGUGCCGAAAGGCAAAGGUCGUCGUCACAUAUUUAAGAAGACGAUCCCUUAUGUUUCGAGCAAGGAUUCAUGCCAGAGUUUAUAUUUUCAGCCCAUAAAAGCACCAACAGCUGUGGCUACGCCAGUUACCAGUGAUUUUGUCUUUUACAAAGGAUCGUACUUUCAAAUAGGUGAUAUAGUCUCUAUGAGAGACGUGGAUGGAGGUCUUUACUACGCUCAAAUCAGAGGCCUCCUCACGGAUCAGUAUUGUGAGAAGAGUGCAGCAGUAACAUGGUUACUGCCCACGACCGCGAGCCCACCACCCGAAGAAGGUUUCAGUCCGGAAACGUACAUUAUCGGACCGGAAGAGGAUUUGCCCCGUAAACUGGAAUGCAUGGAGUUCAUAAUGCAUGCACCAUCCGAUUACUAUAAAUUGAAGAAUACUCCAUAUCCUCCUCCACUCACAGAAAAUGGUGCUGGUUAUACAUGGACGACAUUACGGAAUGAGUUAAUUGCUGGCAAAAAGUGAUUUCCUAGUUUAAUUCCCAUCUCCCUUAAAUAAUGUACAUAAAAAACGAAACGUGUGUUAAAUUAUGGCACAUUUGGGAUAUUCUCCUGUUUGGGUUAUUGAUAGAUUAAGACGAAUACAUCUACUGCAUUUGGUACCUGGAAAUUGAUAAAAGAGGUAAUGCUCAAAACUAACUCGUUCUGUUAUCAGGACGAAAUUUUAAUGAUAAGUGAAGUAUGAUACAGGGCGUAAUUGUGACGAUUUAGAUAACAAGGGUACGCGUUAAGUUAUGUUCGCUACCUAUUGGUACCUAACAAUUCAGAGUACAACGAAAAUCGUUUCUGAUAAGUUUCCAAUUAUAUCUUUCAAAAUCAGCUGCUUUAAUCACAUCAUUAAAAAAGUAAGGUUAGACAGAACAAGUCAAUUUUUUCAAGUUUUGAAACUGUAGACUCUCACACUUUUAUAUUAAACUAGAUUAUUUUUGGUUCUCGUGCUUCAUAUCUGACAUUAAUAAUUUUCGGCAAAGUAAUAAUUUCUUAAAAAAUUUAACGAGUAUCGUAACGCAACAAAGGGUGGAUAGCAAUGAUUACAUUUAUAACUGGUGAACUAGGGAAACUUAAUGAGUUAUAAAAAAAUAAGUAGCAUCUAUUCUAUUUUUAUUAACUCUAUUUAUUAAUUGUGAAAUUAUGUUAACUAUAUAGUGUACUUUAUAAAUGUAAUUUAUAAUACCAUUGUUAUUACACUACAGUGUAAUUAGUGCUGGUCAUUUCUAGUUUUGCCAGGGGAAAGGUAAUUAAUAUUACAAGGAGUGCAACGAAUCUCGAUCGGGCUUAUUUAAUUUCGUAUAAAAAUUUAAACCCUGUGAAAAUAUUGGGCAACGGUAAACAAAAGAGGUGUUAGAAUAAUGUAGGUUUCCGCAAGAAGAGAUAAAGUUAUUUCUGUAAACUCACUUCAGUGAUUAUUUAACAAUAUAAUAUUUAUUAAAUACAUCUUUCAUACGAUGUAACAUUCAUGUUCAAUGUUUUCAAUAGGUACGUUCAUUGGUAGGUCUCCUUAAUGUCUAAUAUUAUGUAUGGUGUCGGAACAGAUUAAAUAAUAUGUAAUAUUAUUAAGAAUAAUACAUAAUAUUUACGUCGAUCUAGUUUUACGUGAUUGAUAGAGUAAUGUAAAUAAUCGAGCAAUUAUACUGACACAUAAUAUGAAUGUUGCUCACAAUGUGCUCUUCGUUAUGUAUAACUUUUAUAUCAUACAAUUUACAAUCAUUCGGAA